UAAAUUCGUGAUAAACACUUUGUGUCUCACUUUCACAAUUAAUUUUCAAAAAUGUUACCGAAAUUACAAUUCAAAAAUUGUCUAUUACUAGUGAUCGUAGUAAAUAUGGCAUUAGUUGAUUGCAAGGAACAGCCAAAUAUGGAGGACUUGGAGGACUCGGAAAACUGGACAGAAGUGUCGGCCGAGAUCUGCAAAAAGGAUCACUCGGACGACGUUAAGGCAAAGAUUGAGAAAUGCAAUGAAUUGGACGCAUACUAUAAAUUUAAUAACCUGACCCGACAGUGCGAUAAACUGCGAGCACAUCCCGGAUCAGCUUAUUAUGAAGAUGAGAAGGGAGACUGUCGUUAUCAGGAGUGCUAUAAGAAGUUAAGUCAUUCCAAAGAGUUUAAGGAAUUGAGUAAAGAAUUGGAUUCAUUGAGCGAAGAAACGAGAAUUAAAAAGGGGUUCGAGAGAUAUAAAUGCAUUCGUAAAGCAUUGGGUCUUAAAGUUUGAGUAAUUGUUUUAUGUAACAAACAAAGUUGAUAUUGAAUAUUAAAACUUAUAACAGAUAAAG
Oppiella nova is the source of this 553-nucleotide messenger RNA. Lineage: Eukaryota; Metazoa; Arthropoda; Arachnida; Sarcoptiformes; Oppiidae. The record is from the annotation of a GenBank genome assembly.